UGGGCGGAUGGUUAAGGAAGAGCAGCUGAGCGGAGACUGAGAGUGAGCGGGAUAGAUAGCGGCACACAGAUAGAUAGCGGCACACAGCGGAGACCUCUGCACAUAUCGGGCACCAUGCUGCAGGCAGCGCCGGCCGAGUGAGCGCUACAAUGAAGAAGAGGCGGCCCCGUCGGCUGUGGCUGCUGCUGCUCCUGUACGCGGCGUUCAUGGUGCUGCUGUUCUCUCUGCUCUUCCGUGACGGCUGGUGGUCCACCAAGAAAAGCCGCCCAGAGUAUGACAACGGCUGGGCACCUCGCCGGCUAUGCCCAUCACUGGACACCUCUGUAUGGGAGGAUGAAGGUGGAGGAGAGGAGGAUAAGGUGUCCCCCCAGCCUAGGACACACGUGUACCUCCAUGCCACCUGGAGGAGCGGCUCAUCCUUCCUGGGGGAGCUCUUCAAUCAACACCCGGGGGUCUUCUACCUGUACGAGCCAGCCUGGCACAUGUGGCAAUCUCUGUACCCCGGAGAUGCCGCGAGCCUGCAGGGGGCGCUGCGGGACUUGCUCCGCUCCCUGUUCCGCUGUGACUUCUCCGCCCUGCGGCUCUACGCGGGGGACAACCUCACCACCGCAGGGCUUUUCGGAUGGAAGAAUAACAAGGUGAUCUGCAGCGCCCCUAUGUGUUCCGCGGGGUACGACCCGGCUUCUACAGCUGGAGGGUCAAGGGACAGGGUGGGGCUGGUGGAGCCUGCGGACUGCGAGCGGCGUUGUCCGGCCCGGCCCCUGCGGGACUUGGAGAAGGAGUGUCGCCGAUACCCAGUGAUGGUGAUUAAAGACGUGCGACUGAUGGAGGUGUCGGCUUUGCUGCCGCUGCUGCAGGAUCAAGGGCUCAACCUGAGGAUAGUACAGCUUUUUCGGGACCCUCGAGCCAUGCAGAAUUCCAGACUGCGCUCCAAGCGCUCCUUGCUGCGGGAAAGUCUGCAGGUACUGCGGAGCCGCCUGCGGGGAGGGGAUCUAGCUAACCGAGCAGAGCAACAACAGCAGCUUAACCGUGGGGGGACGGACUUUCUGCUGAGCGGUUCCCUGGAGGUGAUCUGCCAGAGCUGGCUGCGGGAUCUCCUCCUGGUGAGGGGUCAAGGCACAUCCUGGCUGCGCCAGCGCUACCUCAAGGUUCGCUAUGAAGACUUGGUACUCUCCCCUCUUAAGGAACUUGGCCGCCUUCUGCGCUUCACCGGGCUGCCAGCUGUGCCCGAGCUAGACGACUUUGUGAUGAACAUGACGAGGGGACCCAGCUACUCCUCGAAUAAACCCUUCCUGGUAUCUGCCCGCAAUGCCAGGGAGGCUGUGAGUGCCUGGAGGGAGAGGCUGAGCAGAGAACAGGUUCGCAGGGUUGAAGAGGCAUGUGGGGAGGCUAUGCAGAUUCUUGCCUACAAAGCUGAGGCAGACAGAGCUGUUUGAGUCCCUCACCUCUCCAUCAAAGCAGGAAUACGGCCUCCUUCUCAUGGACGAUUAGCCAGUACAAAGACUGGCCAUUGACUGAGCAAUUUUUUUUCCCGCAAUCACGGGUUGCGGGAAAUAUUGCUUGGCUCCCCCCCAUCAACACAGCAUUUAUUAUUAUUAUACAGGAUUUAUAUGGUGUUGAUGAGUGGAAUCCCUCCCGUGGAGCCAUUGUGUCCCCUCUGAGAGAACACAGUGGUUAUUUCUAGCGGGUAUUGCAGCCACUCGCAACAAUUGCAUGUAAAAUCCAACAGGGUGUACCCAUGUUGAUCAAACAACUUUGGGUACAUUCAUCCUGCCCAUACAUGGUUUGAAUCUCGGCCAGUCCCUGCUAAGCUGACGAGAUUCAAACCGCCUAUGGUCAGCUAAAGCCAUGAUAGGCUGAGAGGAGAAAUUGCAGUUCAAAGGUAUUUGCAUAUUGAGUAAGUACUUGCAGUUAGGGACAGAUGUCUCCUGGACACAGACAGAUACAUCCAGGGUUGGCUAUCUGCCUCUAACCAGUAAUCCAAUUCAACAAAAUCCAGGGCACUCAUAGAAUGUCACUCCAAGAUCCCAUAUAGUGUAUACAAUGUUUGUUGUCUGAUUUCCUUUAGAUUUAUCAAAACCAUGUAGUACAAGGGGCCUGCCCGAUUGCAUACAAACUUGAAACUCUUUAGGGUUGACCUCAUAUAUUAGAAAAUUGUAUAGUGUGUGUAUCCAGCUUUAAAGUGUUACUAAACCCCUAACAGUA
Molecule: messenger RNA, 2205 nt
Organism: Rana temporaria (common frog)
Lineage: Eukaryota; Metazoa; Chordata; Amphibia; Anura; Ranidae
Gene: CHST7
Product: carbohydrate sulfotransferase 7
Exons: 1
Coding region: 150-1436 (428 amino acids)
Biological process (GO): carbohydrate metabolic process; N-acetylglucosamine metabolic process
Cellular component (GO): Golgi membrane
Molecular function (GO): N-acetylglucosamine 6-O-sulfotransferase activity; chondroitin 6-sulfotransferase activity
Source: RefSeq, a predicted model, not a curated record